This is a messenger RNA of Triticum dicoccoides, 1055 nucleotides long. Its product is annotated as 60S ribosomal protein L10-1. The record is from RefSeq and is a predicted model, not a curated record. Gene Ontology annotation, cellular component: ribosome. The transcript is spliced from 4 exons. Gene Ontology annotation, molecular function: structural constituent of ribosome. Gene Ontology annotation, biological process: translation. The coding region runs from base 87 to 740 and encodes 217 amino acids. Lineage: Eukaryota; Viridiplantae; Streptophyta; Magnoliopsida; Poales; Poaceae.
UCCAACCCUACUGCUCCUGUGUUUCCUCUCGCCGCCGCCGUCGCCUCCUCCUCUCCCGCCUGCGUCGCAUCGCCACCGCCUUCGCCAUGGGGAGACGACCUGCUAGGUGCUACCGCCAGAUAAAAAACAAGCCAUACCCCAAGUCAAGGUACUGUCGUGGUGUACCUGACCCGAAGAUCAGGAUCUAUGAUGUUGGGAUGAAGAAGAAGGGAGUGGAUGAGUUCCCCUCCUGCGUCCACCUGGUCAGCUGGGAAAAGGAGAAUGUCUCUAGCGAGGCUCUUGAGGCUGCCCGUAUUGCUUGCAACAAGUACAUGACGAAGAAUGCUGGAAAGGAUGCGUUCCACCUGAGGGUCAGGGUCCAUCCAUACCAUGUCCUUCGUAUCAACAAGAUGCUUUCAUGUGCCGGGGCUGAUAGGCUCCAGACUGGAAUGAGGGGUGCUUUUGGGAAGCCUCUGGGUACCUGUGCUCGUGUGGACAUUGGCCAAGUACUCCUAUCUGUGCGCUGCAAGGAGAGCAAUGCUGUUCAUGCUGAUGAAGCCCUCCGCCGUGCCAAGUUCAAGUUCCCUGGCCGUCAAAAGAUCAUUCGCAGCAGGAAGUGGGGCUUUACCAAGUUCAACAAGGCUGAUUACAUCAAGUACAAGAGUGAGGGAAGAAUCGUGCCUGAUGGUGUCAAUGCUAAGCUGCUUGGUGUCCAUGGCCCCAUUGCUAAACGCGCCCCUGGGCAGGCGAUCCUGGCUUGAGGCAGUUGAAGCAUGCACAGACCAUUUCCUUCGCUAGAUGGAACUCAUGAGUUUUGUUUUUGCUUUAGCCAGUAUAUUUCCCCAUGCUUGAACGAGUGUUAAGUAAAGAUGGCAGCUGGCUGCAGUAUAAUCUACUUCUGUAGUUCUUUACUGUAGACCGUUUCUCAUGGUGGAGGUUGACAUAUCUGCAGUUGUCCUGUUUUAGCACUUUCUUGAGAUUGUUAUCUACAAGUGCUGAAAUUUUCUGGAUCAUCUAUGAAUGAUGUAUAACUUUUGCCUAUGCAAAAUCACCUUUCAUUGAUGUGUGGCUAGUUA